Bufo bufo (common toad) is the source of this 4957-nucleotide messenger RNA. It is a transcript of the gene LRRC19, whose product is annotated as leucine rich repeat containing 19. The transcript is spliced from 5 exons. Gene Ontology annotation, biological process: interleukin-8 production; positive regulation of non-canonical NF-kappaB signal transduction. Gene Ontology annotation, molecular function: protein binding; signaling receptor activity. NCBI's taxonomy places the organism in Eukaryota, Metazoa, Chordata, Amphibia, Anura, Bufonidae. The coding region runs from base 72 to 1343 and encodes 423 amino acids. Gene Ontology annotation, cellular component: plasma membrane. The record is from RefSeq and is a predicted model, not a curated record.
CCGCAGAGGUCAGGAAGUGAAAGAUCUCAUCAAGCUGUCCUUUUACUUCCUUAUUGGCUGAAGAUUGGAUUAUGUUCCAUACGGGACAAGAAGCGACUAGUCAAUCUUUUGCUAAAGAAGUGUUAACACGUAAAGCUGAGUACAAAGGUCACAGCGGAACAAGGAGUUGCCGUGCUCCUUCCCCAUGUAAACGGCAGUGCUGCAACCUACACACAGAAGGAGGACUCCAUUCCCAAAAGCAAAGAAAGAUGCAUAUUAUUCUUGUGAUCUGCAUAGUAAGCCUCUACAACCAGGUUCGAUGCCAAGAUAUACAGGAAAGAGACUUGUCUGGAGGAAAUCUCACACACAUCCCUUUAUGUAAUUCAGAAAAUGUAACAAAGCUAAUUUUAAGUCAAAACAAUAUUUCUUUAACUGUGGACGAUCAUCAAUCCCUAUUGAGUUAUUCUAACUUGAUAGAGCUGAAUCUCUCUCAGAAUGAAAUUACGGAGCUGAAGAGCGGUUACUUCACUGCAAUAUCAACGCUUGAGGUCUUAAUUCUCAGAAAUAACCACAUUACAUCUAUUGAGGAGAAAGCAUUUAUUGGACUGAAAAAUCUGAAAAUUCUGGAUCUUGGCUUCAAUCUUAUUACUCACCUACCAGCAAACAUCGAGAUACCUUCAUUGCAUCUGCGGGCUUUUAACCUUCAAAACAACAGCCUGACUAGCCUGGAUAUUAAAGAGGCGCUGAGGGACUUGGGAACCUCUCUGAAUAUAACACUUAGUGGAAAUCCAUGGAACUGUAACUGCUCCCUUCUCAGCCUAUCUUUCUGGCUAAAUAACAGCACUGUUAUUCUAGAAAAUGAGAACAUUACUUUGUGUGCCAUGCCAAAGAACAUGGCAGACUAUAAAAUAAAAGAAAUCGAUAACGCACCGUCAGAUCUAUUAAGCUGUAGAGGCGGCAUGGACAUUUUAUCGACCCCAGCGUCACUCUUUGAAAACUCAACCCUUGUGAAUACAUCAAUCAAUGGAACAGAUGCUUCAGCUACCCAAGGAAAUAGCUGGAGAUUUCUGGUUGGUGUCCUUAUUGUCGGGCUUGUUACUUCAUUGCUGAUAUUAAUUGCAGUCAAGUUCCCACGAUGGUAUGACUUCAUCCUCAGCUACCAUCAUCAGCGUCUAAAAGAAGAAGAACCUUACAUGUUCGAGGAGGAGUUCAAUGUAGACUUCAAUAUGGGCACCAAUGACAAAAACCAGGACGACAUUGUGGUCUUUGAGCAAACACAUUCUUUUGUGCCAGAAGAAGAUGGAUUUAUAGAAGACAAGUACAUAGAGGAACAUGAUAUAACAGCGAGUUAUAGAGGAACAUGAUAUAACCGCGAGUUAAGCUUAACUCUUAAAAGACAGGUUUUUCUCUUUCAAGGACUAUGAAUAAUGUAUGAAGUCAAUCUUUUAAUUACAUAGGUGAAGUUAUCUUACAUCUAGAUAAUGGUAGCUGUCUUAGGUAUGGAUUUCCUGUGAUGUCGUUCUUCAGUGCCUACAACCCCUCUAAAAUGAAGGAGAUUGCUCCUUGUACAAUGGAAAUGCAUAAUACUUCAUUUUAGAGACCUGCCAUAAUCACCAUCGUUAAGUGCUAACACUUUUUAAUAUUUUCAUACUUAAUAUGUUUUUAUCAGCACCAGUCGCAAAUAUUCUUCCAUUCUGAACUUGUACAGACAGGGUGGGAGAUGCAUAUGCUGUAUAAAGUGCAGUGGGCUCUUUGUUCUGUGAGCUGCUACCGCCUACUCGCUCAGAAAUGUGCCAACAGCAAAUACCGCUAACUUUCCCCCACAAUCCAGCAGAAGGGGCAGGGGAGUGACCAUAUUAAAAGAGCCUAUUUCUGAUUAAAAACUAGAUUUUUGUACUUACCGUAAAUUCUGUAUCUCUUCCGUUCAUUGGGGGGGACAGGCUUGACCUUGGGUAUAGCUGAUGCCACUAGGAGGCGGCACUAAGCACAAAAGUGUGAGCUCACCGAUGCGGUACGCUUCCACAAUGGCCAAACAAAUCAAUCGGGAAAUGGAAACUUUGGAAUAAUGAAUCCGUCCGUCAGAAAGAGGAUGUCUGAGACAGAUAGAUGCGAAUGCCCCGAACCAAAUCCAGAGUAUGGAGCAACUUCUCACGAGGAUGAGACGGAGCAGGACAAAAGGAAAGGAGAAUGAUCUCUUCAUUGAGAUGGAAUGCCGACACGACAUUCAGAAGGAAGGACUGGACCGGGCAAAGGACUACCUUGUCCUGAUGGAGGAUAAGGAAGGGCGACCGACAAGAAAGAGCGACUAGUUCCGAGACCCUACGGAUGGAAGUGACUGCCACCAAAAAGGCCACCUUGUAGGACAGGAAGCGAAGGGACACCUACUACAAAGGCUCAAACGGAGAGGACUGGAGAGCGCUGAGCACCAGAUUAAGAUCCCAAGGAUUCAACGGAGGCCGAUAAGGUGGCGCUGCGUGCACUAUCCCCCGCAGAAAGUGAAGCCAAAUUCUGCAGAAAAAGAAUGGAAAGGGCCGAAACUUGCCCUUUGAGGGAACUGAGAGCCAGCCCCACUCCAUGACCGACUGCAGGAAAGACAAGAGUCGUGGCAACGAGAACCGAAUGGGAGACAACUGGUGGCGUUCGCACCGACUAAAGUAGGACUUCCAGGUCUGGUGAUAGAUCCGGGAGGACGAUGGCUUCCUAGCCCAAAUCAUGGUCUUGAAAACAGCAUCCGAGAAACCCCCGUGCCCUUAGUAUGGCAGCUUCAACAGCCCUGCCGUUAAAUAUAGAGACCCUAAAUUCGGGCGGAAGAUCGGUCCCUGCGACAAGAGGUCCUCCCAGAGGGGAAGACGGUCCGUCCAAUGAACCAGAGAGACAAAUCGCAAUUCUAGAAUAUUGAUCGGAAGGGAGAGUUCCACGAGGGACCAGGUGCCCUGGACCGAGAGAUUGUCCAGAUCUCCCCCCCAGCCCCGGAGACUGGCAUCCAUCGUCAACACUAUCCAGCGGAGGGGAAGAAAGGAGAGGCCCGAUGUCAGCAUCGGAGACAUCAACCACCACCGAAGGUCUCGGCGCGUCGGGGCAGGGAGACGGAUGAGUCGAUCCAGGGAGGCCGGGGAAAAGGUCCCAAAUGGUCAGAAUAUGCCGCUUAAAAGCCCUGGUAUGGAACUGCGCGUAGGGCACUGCUUCGAAGGAAAAGACCAUGUAGCCCAGAGCCCUCAUGCACUGGCGAAUGGAAAGAGGCUGAGGCCGCAACAAUGAGAGGAUCUGACGACGGAGAGUGGAGAGUUUGUCUGGGGGCAGUAAUAUCUUGACCCGAUCGGUGUCGAACAGCAUGCCCAGAAACAUCAGCUGUCAAGAUGGGUGAAGACAUGACUUUGAUAGGUUCAGAACCCACCCAAAGCAUUCCAGGGUGUCCCGGACGAUGCAUAGGCUGUCCGCCAUUGUCCGAAAUGACAGACCCUUGAUCAGGAUAUCGUCCAAGUACGGAAUUGCCACUAUCCCCCUGGCACGAAGCAGAGCCAUGACUGAGGCCAGAAGCUUGGUAAAGACCCUGGGAGCUGUGGCAAGAUGGAAUGGGAGGGCCACAAACUGGUCAUGAAAAGAUCCCACUGCGAACUGAAGAUAUUUCUGGUGACUGCAGCAGAUGGGAACAUGGAGGCAAGCAUCUUUGAUGUCUAUUGAGGACAGGUACUCCCCUGGGUCCAUGGAUGCAAUGACCGAUCGCAGGGACUCCAUCCGAAAACGGCGGAGGGCUUUGAGGUCUAGGAUGGGACGGACUGUACCCUCCUUUUUGGGGACCAUAAAGAAAUUGGAGUAGAAUCCGCAAAAAACGAUCUUGAAGUGGAACCGGAAAAAUCACUCCUUGUCGCAGAAGGGUUAGAAUAGCCUGAAAAAAGGAAUGGGCGGCGAAGGGAGAGGUCCAGGGGACGAGCUAAAAAAACGGGACGGAUGUGGGGACUUCCCAGGCAUCCGAGAUGUGAGCUAGCCAGACACGCUGGAACAAAUCAAGACGGACCUCCAACUUGACUGGGGGGUGCCAUAGACCACACGUCGUGCAGAGGAGGACUUGGGGGUAUAGGGCUUGGAGCCCUGCUGGCGAGGACGCCAGAGAGGGCGAGGCUUGAAAGAUGGCUUGCGCUUCUGCUCUGGGGCAGAUUUGUCGACUGGCCGCUUCGAGCUGGAAGAACACCGAAAGGGCCGAAAAAGAGGUCUGUGCUUUUAAAACCUGUUGAAGUGAGUCCUACUCUGCGGCAAAUGGGUGCUUUUACCCCCUGUAGCAUCAGAGAUAAUUGCCAAAAAGCCUGUUACCUUCAAAGAGGAGGGAUGUCAAGGCCCGUUUAGAAGUAUUAUCCGCCGCCCAGCAAGAUAGCCACAGGGUUCGGCGAAUAGCCACCUAAAGGGCUGAAGAGCGGGCCAAAAGCCUGUCUGCGUCCAGAAAGGCCUCACAGAUGUAAGAGCUGGCGUGGGAAAGUUGCACUGCAAUAUCUGAAAGUUACUCUGAGGAGAGGCCCUGAUGUAGCUUGUUUGACCACUCGGUCAUAGCCUUGCUGACCCAUGUAGAGGCAAAAACCGGGCGUUUCAGAUUUGGCAAAAUAUUCCAAAGGAAGCCCCAUCCGCCCUAGGCAAGGUGGUAUUCUUAGCCAGGCGGGAUACUGAAGGGGCAACAACAGGAGAGGAGGACCACUCCUUUGUCAAAUCCUCUGAAAAGGGAUAUAAGACGACAAAGCGUUUCGGCAAAGCAAAACGCCUGUCAGGGAAGUUUCAUUCCUUGAAAAGGGAGGAAUCAAACUCCGGAUGGAUGGGGAAAACUUUUGGCAAUCAACAGGAUCGCCUGAAGGAAAAAGUAGACCCGGCAGAUGAGGGCGUAGUGUCCCCAACCUGUAAGGUUUCUAUAACUACUGCAAUGAGAUUGUCUACAUAGGGUCUAUAUGGGGUCUGCGACAGAAAGAAGUUUGGCAAGCCCAGAGAAGAGCCGCCA